AUGACCAAGGCACGCAACAGACGCAACAAGCGCAUCAGACUUGAUGCAGCAAGGGAUAAUCUGUACAAGCUGAAUGCCGACUUGAACGAUCAGAUCGAAUGUCGCAAAGCAGCUGAGGCUGUUCAUCCUGGAACAAAACCACGCAUCAAGGGCGUCUGGACGAGAUCGGAAGUACGCGGAAUCAUUGCUACAACUGAUGAUUUUGUCGAACUUAUCUCGAAGGACGACGAUGAAUCUGGUGAUGGAUCCCAUGUGGCCGAAGUGCAUCGCGACCUUCUCUGUUUCUUCGCGCCCUAUUACCGCGCUAUCUUCACAGGGAACUUCAAGGAGGUUAUGCACAACACUGUGAUUCUAGAAAUGGAUCAAGCUUGCUGCAGCAUGUUCGUAGAGUGGCUGUAUACUGGAUUCAUCCCACAGCAUGACCCCUGGAGUCUCUGUCAGCUUUACAUCUUCGCUGAUCAGACAAUGAAUCUGACCCUGCGAAGAACGAUCAUGACCCAACUCUUCGACUGCAAGUUCGACCCGUCGAUCAACGAUCCCAACACAGCAGCUCUACUGAGUUCAUUGCCGAGCAACUCGCCCCUGACUCGUUACGUGUUCGAUCGGCUUGUACACCACACUCGUCAAAAGGGCUGCCACUUCAGAAAACAAGAAUACAACGAUGCCCUCUACGACGGUGUCCCUGUCGACUUCGCUCGCGAGCUGAAGACACGGCUUGCGCCACAUCGCGAAGUACCUCAAGACUGUCCAUGCUGCCACUCGCCAUGCAAUUACCACGAGCACGACAACAUCGAAGAAUGGGGAUUAAGCUGUGGUGAUUCUUGGUAUCUCGAGCCUGAGAGUUAUUGA
This is a messenger RNA of Aureobasidium melanogenum CBS 110374, 849 nucleotides long. RefSeq lists its product as uncharacterized. NCBI's taxonomy places the organism in Eukaryota, Fungi, Ascomycota, Dothideomycetes, Dothideales, Saccotheciaceae. The record is from RefSeq and is a predicted model, not a curated record. The transcript has 3 exons. Gene Ontology annotation, molecular function: protein binding. Bases 1 to 849 code for a protein of 282 amino acids.